Molecule: messenger RNA, 1238 nt
Organism: Myotis daubentonii (Daubenton's bat)
Lineage: Eukaryota; Metazoa; Chordata; Mammalia; Chiroptera; Vespertilionidae
Product: T-cell-interacting, activating receptor on myeloid cells protein 1-like
Exons: 6
Coding region: 189-1238 (349 amino acids)
Biological process (GO): immune response-regulating signaling pathway
Cellular component (GO): plasma membrane
Source: RefSeq, a predicted model, not a curated record
AGGAACAUGUUGCAAUCGAUGGCACAACACGCUUCCAGAAACUGGCUGUGGAGGAGGGAAGUGAGAAGUCAGAGAGAAGUCAUCAUUGCCCACACUCCGCCGUCAGGGGGGAGCUGUGACCACCCCAGCUUUUCGCGCUGCUGCGGACGGCGCUGGUGCAGGACUCCAGGACAGGCUGACGUGACACUAUGAUCCAUACACUGCUUCCUCUCCUCUGUCUCAGGCUGUGUGCUGGCCAAGACCUAAGAAGAGACGGGUCACUUCCCAGGCCCUCCCUCCGUGCCUGGCCCAGCUGGAUGGUUCCUGCCAACAGUGAUGUGACACUGCGAUGCUCCAUGCCUGCUGGGGAGGUCGACUUCAGGGACAUCAGGUUUGCUCUCAGAAAGAACAAUGUUCCUUUGAAUGUCUCUCCUGAUUCCCCAAGUGGCCUGGCAGAGUUUCACCUCAGUGACAUACAAACCAGUGACGCUGGAGAGUACACCUGUGAAUACAGGACAGGGAGCCCCACCAGAAGGUCACUGCCCAGUGACGUCCUCCUACUACUGGUGACAGGAGCAUUACCUAAACCUUCCCUCCAAGCCCAUCAAAAAGGUGAGGUGACUGCAGGAGAAAAUCUGACUCUGCAGUGCCAGCAGCCCAGUCAUGUGACAAAACCUCACAUGUUUGCUCUACUGAAGAAAGGAACUUCAACACCCAUACAGCUCCAGGGUCCAGUAGGCAUGGAGACAGACUUCUCCCUGCCAAGUGUGACAGGCAGUGACACUGGGGCCUACAGCUGUGUGUACUACCAACCAAGGGCUCCUUUCUACGCCUCAGAGCCCAGUGAUGACCUCACGAUCUCGGUGACAGAUUCCCCUGGUGCCACACCAACAGAUUACACCUCGGGUAACCUCAUCCGACUGGGACUGUCUGCCCUAAUUAUGGUUCUUAUGGUGGCUUUCCUGGUGGAAGCCUGGUGGAGCCAGAGGAGGUCUCCAGGUGGUCCAGGCCCCGCCUCCUCUACCCACAGGUCCGCCAGCUGCCCCGGAGUGGGACGGGGAGAUGAUGAGUACCUGGUCCAGCAGGACCUGCUGAGUCUUUACAGCUGGAAACCUACAUUCCCAGCCAGCCCAGGACAGGACGCUGGCUUCCUGCUUCCUGUGCGCUUCACCGGGCCCGACGGCAGGACUGAGCGGACUCACCUAACACAUGUUGGAGGACUUGACAAAUACUUAAAACUUCAGCAUCUGACCGGGUAG